AUGAGGCGUGAAAUCAAGUAUGCAUUGAAAUAUGUCAAAGAUGCAUAUCUAAUUGAUACGCUACCUCUACAGUCGAGUCCCAAUAUUCUCUGGUCAUACUUAGGGAAAUUGGGUCUUACGAAUGCACCAUCUCAAUCUGCCCUAAAUCACUUGUCUGCAUCUACAUUAAAUCGCUAUUACUCACAAGUAGCCUCUUCUCAUCCACCAUGUACUCAGGAAGCCCUAAACAACAUCCUUUCACGACCUCUACCAACCUCGCAUUCGUCAUUUGUGCUAACUCCUACAAAUAACCAUGAAGUACUUAUUAGCCUUAACUCUGUCAUGAAUAAAUCUCGUGGUUUGAGCCCCGACAACCUUCGUUUGUCGCAUCUUAAAAAAUUGCUUCAUAUUAUCACUCCCUACCUCACAGCCAUUAUUAACCUAUCGUUUAAACUAAACAUGUUCCCAUCGGUUUGGAAAAAUCUUUAUAUCAUCCCACUUAAGAAAAUCCCCAAUCCUUUAAAUCCAUCCGAUACUCGACCAAUAGCAAAUCCACCCCAUCUCUCAAAAGUAAUUGAUUCACUAGUCACCCAACAGAUCAUCAAAUAUUUAGAGAAUAACAAAAUGCUACACCCGAGAGAAUCUGGGUUCCGUAAACACCAUAGCACACAAACCGCUUUAUUACAUCUCUUAGAUGACGUCAGAUGUGGGAUCGAUAGGGGUUGCGUGACCAUCUUGGUACUGUUUGACUUUACGAAAGCCUUUGACAGCCUUAGUCACACUUCGAUAAUAAACCUGGAUGGCCAAACAUCUCAAGUUGAACACACUACAUCUGGUGUUCCUCAAGGAACUAGCCUGGGACCCAUUCUCUUCAUUAUCGUCAUUAACACCUUGUUCACCAGGCUGCGAUACUGUCGAGACACGACCAUCAUAUUUGCAGAUGAUACUCAAUUCUAUUUGUCAACCCCAAUAAGCCAGUUAAAUGAAACUAUAAAUCACAUAAACUUUGACAUUACGGAACUGUUAAAAUGGUCCAAGGACUAUGGCCUCACGCUGAACACCCACAAAACAAAGGCUAUUAUCUUGGGAUCUUCCCAAAACAUUGCUACUAUCCGAAACCUCCCAUAUACCACCCAUUGUAGUUGGAGCAGAUUUAAUACCCUACUCAAACGAAGUUAA
Trachymyrmex cornetzi is the source of this 1158-nucleotide messenger RNA. Its product is annotated as RNA-directed DNA polymerase from mobile element jockey-like. The record is from RefSeq and is a predicted model, not a curated record. The transcript has 2 exons. Bases 1 to 1158 code for a protein of 385 amino acids. NCBI's taxonomy places the organism in Eukaryota, Metazoa, Arthropoda, Insecta, Hymenoptera, Formicidae.